AUGAAAAUCAUUUCGAUAAUUUUACAAGUGGCCGCUGGAAUCUGCUCUUUUAAAUGCCAAUCGAUGGACGAGGCUAUCGAGCGCUGCCGACAUACUUGGGAGUGCCACUGCUACAGUUACAAUGAAGUCGCCGAGCUCUGCCUUCUGAAAUAUUCGGUCGGCUGGACACUCGAAGCGGAUGACGCGUUUACCUCUGCUUGUCUUUAUGGCGAGCUAAUGGAUGGCUACUACAUGGAAGGUGGCGAUUUGGACGCAUGCGAUCUCUAA
Messenger RNA from Oikopleura dioica, 267 nucleotides. Lineage: Eukaryota; Metazoa; Chordata; Appendicularia; Copelata; Oikopleuridae. The record is from the annotation of a GenBank genome assembly.